AUGAUGCUUCAAUUCCAGAAAAAAAGACCAAGAUGUGUCUCAAGUGAUGAAAGAGAUGAAUUACACACAAAAUUACAGCAAAAAAUACGUACACUACAGCAAAAACUAAGAAGAACCAAAACGAAGAUGAACACCAUGCAUGACGUUAUUCAAUUCCUAGAAGAAAAAUUAGUGUUAAAUCCCAAAGAAUCGGAAGCUCUGCUGUCCACCCUCAACAACACUCAACUCAUAUUUCUCUACAACUUCCAAGACAACAUCAAGUCUGCCCCAUCAGCAAGAAGAUACAGUGACGAAAUUAAAGAAUUCGCAUUGACAUUGUAUUUCUAUUCUCCCUGGGCAUAUAAAUAUGUCAGGUCUUUGGUUCCACUCCCUAAUCCAUCACUGACUAGAAAGUGGUCUUCCUCAUUCAAGUGUGAUCCAGGCUUUAUUGAUGAGGCAUUCACAUCCCUUUCUCAGAAGGUAGCCCAAUCAAAUAAUGACAAAGAUUGCUGUUUGGUAAUAGACGCAAUGUCUAUCCGAAAACAAACCAUCUGA
Molecule: messenger RNA, 534 nt
Organism: Paramuricea clavata
Lineage: Eukaryota; Metazoa; Cnidaria; Anthozoa; Malacalcyonacea; Plexauridae
Source: the annotation of a GenBank genome assembly